GAGCAAUCGAGAGGGGUGUAGUCCAGUCUGGCUGAGAGAAAGCUAGCGCUCCCUCACUGACAGGCUGCGAGCCUGACUUUUCCUCGUUUAAUUCUCAAUCAUAAGAUCGAGACCGCUGCCGCAGAAAGCAGCCCGAGAGCGGGCAGGGGAAGAUAUCUUCCGGCAAAGCAGGUGUGAGACCGAGGGAAGGGAAGGUGUGUGUUGGCGGCCGCCCGCCCGCCCGACUGUCAGACUGAGAGAGGCAGAGUUGCGAUGUGGACUAUAUAGUAACUAUAGGCGGGGUUAAAGUUCAGGAUGGAGAAGCGAGCUGGCUUCAGUUCGAGACUGAAAUGUGAAAGCCGGCUUUUCCUCUCACCACCACCAGCACCGCCACAAUAAUGUACUCUCCGCUCUGUCUCACCCAGGAUGAAUUCCAUCCCUUCAUUGAAGCACUUCUGCCCCACGUCCGAGCCUUUGCUUACACAUGGUUCAACUUGCAAGCCCGAAAGCGAAAAUACUUCAAGAAGCAUGAGAAACGUAUGUCAAAGGAAGAAGAGAGAGCAGUGAAGGAUGAACUGCUGAGCGAAAAGCAAGAGGUGAAGCAGAAAUGGGCAUCCAGGCUCCUAGCAAAGCUGCGCAAAGACAUCCGACCUGAGUAUCGAGAGGAUUUUGUGCUCACAGUCACUGGGAAGAAACCUCCUUGCUGUGUGCUUUCAAACCCAGACCAGAAAGGCAAGAUGCGGCGAAUUGACUGUCUGCGACAAGCAGACAAGGUCUGGAGGCUGGACCUGGUUAUGGUGAUUUUAUUCAAAGGUAUUCCACUCGAAAGUACUGAUGGUGAACGACUCGUAAAGGCCUCGCAGUGCUCUAACCCUGGGCUGUGCGUGCAACCACAUCAUAUAGGAGUUUCUGUUAAGGAACUCGAUUUAUACUUGGCGUACUUUGUGCAGACACCAGAUUCAGGUCAGUCUGAAAGCCCUAGCCAGGCAAGUGAGGAUAUCAAGGAGCAGCCAGAAAAUGGGCAUUUGGGCUUCCAAGACAGCUUUGUCACAUCAGGCGUGUUCAGUGUUGCUGAGCUGGUGAGAGUGUCACAAAUACCAAUAGCUGUUGGAACAGGCCCGAAUUUCUCCCUCUCAGAUUUGGAGGGAUCUUCGUAUUAUAGCAUGAGCCCUGGGGCUAUGAGGAGGUCUCUGCCCAGCACGUCCUCAAGCAGUUCUGCAAAGCGCCACAAAUCUAUGGAAGAUGAAAUGGACAGCCCUGGUGAAGAACCCUUUUAUACCAACCAAGGACGAUCUCCAGGAAGUGGCAGUCAGUCAAGUGGUUGGCAUGAGGUGGAGCCAGAUCCGGAAUCAUAUUUCUUUAGUGACCUCACAAACUCAAAGGUCACACAACAGAAGUCUACAGAUGUGCAAUCAAGAAUGCCAUCGCCUACUACAUUAAAGAAGUCAGAGAAGUCUGGUUUCAGCAGUCCCACGCCUUCGCAGACCACCUCCCCUCGAACAGCAUUUACACAUCAUCAUCGGCCUGUGAUUACAGCACCCAGAGCAAGUCCUCAUGCAACAGCUUCAACUCUACAUUUUCCAACGUCUCCCAUCAUCCAGCAGCCAGGUCCUUAUUUCUCACACACGGCCAUCCGUUAUCAUCCACACCCUAGUCAGGAAAGCCUGAAGGAGUUUGUCCAACUUGUCUGCCCUGACACCAGCCAGCAGUCAGGACAGGUGGGGUUCCUAAAUCCAAAUGGAAGCAGCCAAGGCAAAGUCCAUAAUCCAUUCCUUCCCACCCCAAUGUUGCCACCCCCACCUCCUCCACCUAUGGCUAGGCCUGUGCCUUUGCCAGUGCCAGACACAAAACCAACUACCACUUCUACAGAUGGAGGAGCAGCAUCACCUACUUCACCCACCUACUCGACACCCAGCACCUCCCCUGCAAACCGAUUCGUGAGUGUUGGACCACGGGAUCCCAGCUUUGUAAAUAUCCCUCAACAGCCACAGGAAACUGUCCUUUACUCCAAGGUGUCUCUGUUCAACAAUACUCCCCAUUCACUGCCAUUCACGUCCUGGUACCUGGGAUAAAGGCUAUAGCUUCCCACCACCCAGCAGACAGACCACCUGACCCCUUCCCAACUCUGUAACAUGGGAGCAAGACAACUUCACUUCAAGCUGUGGGGGGAGGGGAGAUCAAUAGAAUUUCAACAGAAAAAAAUGACAUGAAACAGCACGCCUAAAAGCUGAAUGAUGAAGACCAUAGCAAUGGAUUUACUUAAUAAGAACUGGUCAUUCUCGUCAUUUUCGUUACCGUGCUAUUGAUAUUUAAGGGUCUGUUACUGAGGUACUGAAAUACUUAGGCUCUGUUAGAAAAUUCUGACGUGGUUUAAUGUAGAUAGGCAUAGCAAGGUAGUCUCUCAUACCGGAUAGAAAUAGUCCGCUAUCACUUACCAACUGUGUGAUUAUCACACAGUUACGUAGAGUCUAACUAUUUCAGGCAAUCUCCAGCUAGCAGGAGACCCUCAACAGAUAAAAUAUUAGUGAAAGAUAAUGAAACACAUGUAUUUUGAGGUUCCAUAGCUAAAUCCUGCAAGAUAUAAAAUACUACAACACCAUGGAAAUAGCUAUAGGGCAGCUUUCUCUGCAACAUAUCAUAAAAUACAGCUCUUCUUUUUUUCCAGAAAAUGUAUUAAACACAAACCAAGCUAUAUACCGAUGCACAUUAAUUAUCAUAGCUCCGAUAGGCAUCCUGAAAGGUAUAUAAAAUUAAAACAUCUCACACCAACAAGGUUGAAAUGCUGCAUUCACACCAUUUUUGUUUUUUUGUUUUUCUCCGACAACAAUAAGAUAAAUAGCUAAAAUUGAGAAAUCCAUGCAAACUGGGGAGGAUGGUCUGCUUUGAUUGAAACUGACAGGAAUCAAUCAAAAAGGUUUAAUUUUUUUGAUUAAUUGAGUAAAGUGCAAUUUCAUUGGAUAGUUAAAUAUCUUUGUAUGAUAGAGAUUGUUGAAAAUUCUAUUUUUGUUUUCCAAGUCCUCCCACCCCAGGACUCUAAACUAUCGGGGUAAAAUCAUAGCCUUGCAAGAAAAAAAGGGGAGCUAUUUUUUGCUUUUUUUAUUUUUUUUAAAAUAAACUUGCAUCCCUCAAGUAAACUGAAGGAAGAUUUAAAAAAAAUUUAAAAAAAAGCUAAUGGUGCUUUUACCAGAUCAUGUAAACUACAUUCAAAAUUAUAGCUACACAUUGUUUUAACUAAGCACAUAAUAGAAAAUCGCCACAUCGUACUAUAAGUAAAGUUCUUUCUAAGUUCAAAGACACAGUACGCAGAUUCAAAUCUUGAUGAGUUUUUCAUUGUUCCACCUUGGAACAUUCGAAUUCAGAUCCACAUGUUGUAUCUAGGAAUCUAUCCGUAUCGAUUUAAGUAACUUGUACAUUAAGAAACAAAAAAAAACACUGCAUUGAAAUAGAUUUUUGACCAAACAGCAAAGGAAACCCUCAACCAUGCUAUGAGGCAUGCUUUGCAAAUAUUUAACAAACCAUUUUCCCAUGGUAUACCAACCGUAUAUAUUCUCUGCUUGGCUUGCCGGCCACCCAGACAUUUAAAAUGCAUGAUCUAGUGUUAGUGACUAAUUUUUAUAUAGACAAUGUAGGAGAAAUGUAUAGUGCAUUAAGACACAAGAAAUAUAAUCCCUAUUCCGGGCACUUGCCUUUUGAACUGUACUUGUUGGGCCUAUGAAAAGGGCCUCUACUACUGUCCUAUACAAUCAGUAAACAGAAAGUCUUGGGAAGACACUUUUGCUCCUCACUUUUUCCCUAAUGGAAUAAGUUUCUUGAUUUGCACGAAUUUAAUAUAAAAAAAUUCCGCAUCAAUGUGCCUUGCCCUGGAUAGCAAUUAUACGUGGAAUCAUUGCACAUGUUCCUAUAAUGUAACAAUCCUCUUGGGUCUUUUCCUGGUGUAGCAAUCAGAGACACUUUUUAAAUGCGACAUUGAUGUCAGCCAUUGUAAAGUUUCGACAUGUAGAAAACAAAUCAGUUUUUGCCGCAGAUAGGAUUAGAUUUCAUUGUCCUUUAUGGUCAGUACUUUUGAAAUUUGUAGAUGCUAGUGUAUCAGUAUUUUUUUGGAUGUUGCUACAUUUUAAUAUUAUUUGGCGUCUUCCUUUGUUUUCCCAGAUAUAUGAAAAAAAUAUGCAAUACCUGAUUUAUCAUGUAGAAAUGCUUAGCAAGUUUAACUUUUAAUUUUUUUUAAUUUGACCAAAGUUGGUGCUGCUGUUAAUGCAGUCUGUUAGAUGUUUGUCUUGUAAAUUGUAAACGCUGAAUGCACAGACAGGAAGGGCUCUCCUUAGAGUUGCAGUAGAACUGUGAAGCACUAAGCUGAACCCUGCUCUAACAAAUUUCAGAACAGUUUGUUCACAUUUGAGCCUUAAACUUUCAUUCAAAUCCCAGACCCAUAUUUUUCUCAGCAUAGCAGACUGCAAGGAAUUUGCAUUCAAGAAAAACAAAAAAAUGCCCAUUUUAUAUGCACAUUUGAAACUUCCAAGUUUUCAAAUUGUUUACUGAUUAUGUAUAUUAAAAUGAUUAAAACAAGUUUCUGGAUUUUGAUAGGUGUCUUCUAAGUGGUGAGUAAGUGUUCCACAAUACCGUAUUGUGUGAUUGUAAUUGUUUGAUGUAAUUUCUUGUAAUCCACAUCCUUAGCCUUCCUUUAGCACGUAGCUGGGCAUUACAUUGACAUAUGUGCACUAUAAAGAGCAGCUUGCAGUGCUUCACAGUGAAGGGAAUAGCACGGACAAACUUUUUUUGUAGGGACCUUGUUAAAUGCCAAGGUUUAUGAGUAGAAUUGGUUGUACAUACAAAAUAAUAAGUAAAAAAAAUGCACCCUGUUUUUAAAACAGUUUUUUUUAAAAAGCAAUAGUUCGGGCAGUUAAUUUUUUUUAAAUUUAUUUUGUUGGUGAGUGUGAUUAGUCAUGGCUGCAAAGCGAGGAAAGAAAAAAAAAGUUGAGCUGCCCAUUCAGCAGAAUUGUAAUUUGUAUGUUGUAUAGUUGUAUUAAUUACACUGAUUUAAUCUGCCCUAUUUUGUAAUGCAGGAAUUUUUGUAACAUUGUUAAAAUGAGAAAAAAAAUCUGUCAAUUUAGCUUAGUGGAUCUUCUGAUUGUUGGUUAUAAGGCAGCAUUCGUAGUAUUGCUAUUCCUCUGGGAACUGGAUUUGAGUUAUAAACUUUCCUGUUUCCUUUUUUGUAUGUAUUUAAGUACUUUAUUUUUCUUCUUUGAUUGGUAUGGCAUAUUCCUAUACUUAUAAAGUAUAGGCUACUGAGAAACCAUUAUAAAUGGACAUUACAUGCUGUAUUUUUGAAGGUAUUUGUUGUUUCAAGUCUGAAAGAUGCUAAGGGAACCUGAACAAAUUUAAAGUUUUAAAAAAAGGAAAAGUUUUUUUAAAAGGUAUGGAAAAAAGAUAGUAUGUAGGUAAAAGGGUAAUGGAUGAAACAGACUGGGGUCGUAAGUAUUAUUAAGCUAACUCUCUUUCACAGUAUCAAGAACACAACAAAAUGAGAAUUCAGUUUCAUUUAGGUAUGAACAGCAUAUCAUUCUUUUAAUAGAAAGGAGAUGUGAUUAUGUUUUCUUUACUCCCCCACCCAACCAUCAGGCUGGGUACAACAAACGUAACCCUUUGAUUAUUGAAUUAUCUUUGCACCCUCUUUAGAAUGUAACCCUAAGAAUGUUGCUGAGGUACAACAAGCAAGCUUAGAGUCUACAGUAUCAGGUUAGAAAUGUAUGUUUCUGUUUUUAGUUACUUUGCAAAACAAUAAUCAUGGGUUUUUGUCUGCCAAUAAGUUAGUAGUUCUGAUUGACUGACUUCAGAGUCAAAGUUGAACUUAGUCAAAUAACAGUACAGAAAGACUAGAAAUUGCCUGAAGCUCUAGAUCAACUAUUCUUCAUAAGAAAGGAUGGGAGAAGGGAUAAAGACCACACACGAAUGAAAAUUCCUCUGGAAAGCAUAGUUUGCAGAAUUCAGUCAGCCCACAGUAAUAUGCAAGUUCCAUGACAGGUUCUCUCACCUCUUUUCUUCAUGCAUAUUGCAGCUUUGUAGUGGCAGUGUUGAUAAAAUAUAUACAAAAAAAAAACAGACACACAGCUUGAGACAGUUUUUUUUCCUUGUAGUGAUUUUUUUGAAUGUCAAACAAUAUUACACUUUGAAUUGUGUCUCUGGAAAUAUCUUUGAUAGAAGGCCUCCAUGGAACAAAAUACCAUAAGAACAUGACUUUGAGAUUGGCUUGAUAAGGAGAGCUUUAAUGGCACCUGGCAGGAUUCAGAUGCACUAAAUUAAAAAGUCUUGUCUUGAGAGUAAUGCAUGCAUCAGCGUUUGACAGUAAAACCCAGGUUUGCAAUUGCAAACCAAGGCUGUCCAACAGUUCAGAACUAAGAAAGCCUUUUUAAUUAAAAAAAGUUCAAAAAAAGUCUGCAAACAGUACUGAAAAUUGCUUUGAUGUGUAGCAGGUAACAUCGAAGCUAUUCCAUAGCACUUAAUCGUAAUGAAUACUGUGUCACCAAGUUUAUAAUUAAAUUUACUGUUAAAUGCAAAUCCAUUACAUGGUGCUAUUACAGGCUGGCAAUGAAAUGUGACAACUUGGGCUCAUUUCACUUGCUUUAUUACAGUGUAAAUGCAUAGCAGUGUUUUCUGCAUGAGAACUAUGCACAAAAUCUAUGGUUAACCUUGGUAUCUAUUGAGUUUACGUCAAUCUUGCCUUUUGUCAUUAUUAUAAAUGCCAGCUUUAGAUAAAAUAAAGAAAUAAGAAUACCAGCAUAUUACCUGAAACAUUACAAAAAAGUGGUGCCUGUGAAAUCUGUAUUAUAUGAAUCUUCUGAACUACAAUUUUCUACAACUGUCGCCUUCGCUGUCUGUCAGAACCUUCUCCUGAUGAUUAAGCAAAUGUAAAAUAACCAUACAAUAUUACUGCAUGCUAUUCCAUAAUGCUUAUUGAGCUGUAUAAAUAUUACUCAAGUUUAUGUUAGUCAUUUUUUUUCCUGACUUGGUUCUUGUCAGAUAGUUUUAAAGAUAUUUCACUGAGAACCCAUCUGUCUAUUUUUUGGGGUGUUUUCAGGUUUUUUUUGAGGUAAUACAUUUACUUUUUUAAAACAUUUUCAGUAUUACUUUUUUGUUGUUGUUUAUUUUGCUUCACCCUAGGGGGUGGGCACAGUUCCAAACUUAGAAACUGUGUACCCAAUAAAACUUACCUGACAGUUACCUAUAAGUGGCAUCGCACGCGAUUCAGUUUAAUUUUUUUUAAUGACGUCUGUGCAUUUACCGUCCCAUUACUGUGCAGCAGUGCUGUUAUGUCCGGGUCAGAAGCUCCUUCCCCAAGAGAAGGACUAAAAAGAACUUCACAUUUUUGGGAGCAGGUAGCACUUUAACAGAUGGGAGAAUGGGUACCUGUGCCCACCCCUACCUUCACACCAGAGCACGUAUUUUUAAAACGAGAAUUAAAGAAAUGGCUGUUUAGUUUCAUGCACGGUUGAACAUUUACUUUAGAUGAAUUCAGUAAAAAUGUUGUGCCUCUAGUACUGGCAAUGAUUCUGUUCUCGUGGUCAUUUAAAAAAAACGUGUAUGUGAAAGUAUGUUAUUGGUUGAGAAACACUGUGGGCAUCAAUUCUUACUCAACUAAAUCUCUGCAAGUUUUGAGCUGGUGUGGAUUAGUUUAACUCUUGUAUUCAACCAUUAGUGCUACCACCUUCUCACAUUACAAUACGAUUACUGGAAGCAAGUGCUGCAUUUCCUAUGCAACAAAAAAAGGAAAAUAAAAUGCUAAUGCUACUGUA
This is a messenger RNA of Amblyraja radiata (thorny skate), 7766 nucleotides long. It is a transcript of the gene nfia, whose product is annotated as nuclear factor I/A. Gene Ontology annotation, cellular component: nucleus. NCBI's taxonomy places the organism in Eukaryota, Metazoa, Chordata, Chondrichthyes, Rajiformes, Rajidae. Gene Ontology annotation, biological process: regulation of transcription by RNA polymerase II. Bases 378 to 2051 code for a protein of 557 amino acids. The record is from RefSeq and is a predicted model, not a curated record. Gene Ontology annotation, molecular function: DNA-binding transcription factor activity, RNA polymerase II-specific; RNA polymerase II cis-regulatory region sequence-specific DNA binding. The transcript is spliced from 13 exons.